Varanus komodoensis (Komodo dragon) is the source of this 3728-nucleotide messenger RNA. It is a transcript of the gene TAPT1, whose product is annotated as transmembrane anterior posterior transformation 1. Gene Ontology annotation, biological process: maintenance of protein localization in endoplasmic reticulum; positive regulation of cilium assembly. The transcript has 15 exons. Lineage: Eukaryota; Metazoa; Chordata; Lepidosauria; Squamata; Varanidae. Gene Ontology annotation, cellular component: ciliary basal body; endoplasmic reticulum membrane. The coding region runs from base 1 to 1959 and encodes 652 amino acids. The record is from RefSeq and is a predicted model, not a curated record.
AUGGCCGCCAGGACCGCUCGCCGCUCCCGCGCGCUGGAGAGGUGGGCCCGGCUGGUGCGCUCUUUGUCGCGCGGCGAUGACGUACUCCGGGGAAACGGAGGCAGCGGCUUCCCUCAGCAGCAACGAGGAACGGAGUUUGUGGCAGUCGCUCGCGUGAAGAUGGCGGGCGUCGCCGAUGCCGCCGCCCCGGGAGGCGGGGAUGGGGGGCGACGGAGCGCCCCGGAACACUCGUUACUGCAGCCAGACAGCGGACAGCGGCGGAGUAGCUUCACGAGCGGAGAAUCUCGGUCUCCUCACCCGUCGCCUGCACGUUUGACACCUUCUCCCUCGACCCCACCUUCACCCAAUCCCGGGCAACACCAGAGAACCGAAACUCUGGGUUUCUACGAAAGCGAUCCCCACAGGCAACAGAAGCGCAGUGGACCCUCAGAUCUUUCCCUGUUGAGGUUCAUCAAUGCAGAGCUAACAAGGGGUUACUUCCUUGAACAUAAUGAAGCAAAAUACACAGAACGGAGAGAAAGAGUAUAUACAUGCAUGCGAAUACCAAGAGAACUGGAAAAGUUGAUGAUUUUUGGAAUUUUUUUGUGCCUGGAUGCUUUUCUGUAUGUUUUCACACUUCUUCCAUUGAGAGUUUUUCUGGCAAUGUUCAGGUUCAUCACAUUGCCUUGUUACGGCUUGUGCUCUCACCGAAGCCUAAGAAUAAGUGAUAGGCGUUUGCUGCAGCCUGCUCAGGUGUGUGAUAUAUUCAAAGGAGUUAUACUGGUUAUCUGCUACUUCAUGAUGCAUUAUGUUGACUAUUCUAUGAUGUACCACCUGAUAAGAGGACAGUCUGUCAUUAAACUCUACAUUAUCUAUAAUAUGCUUGAGGUAGCUGAUCGUCUGUUUUCAUCUUUUGGUCAAGAUAUUUUGGAUGCUCUUUACUGGACAGCUACAGAACCAAAGGAAAGAAAAAGGGCACACAUAGGUGUAAUUCCCCAUUUUUUCAUGGCAGUGCUGUAUGUCUUUUUGCAUGCUAUUCUUAUAAUGGUCCAAGCAACAACACUCAAUGUAGCCUUCAACUCUCACAACAAGUCACUUCUUACUAUCAUGAUGUCUAACAAUUUUGUUGAAAUAAAAGGAAGUGUUUUCAAGAAGUUUGAGAAGAACAAUUUGUUUCAGAUGUCAAACAGUGACAUCAAGGAGAGAUUCACCAACUAUGUGCUGUUACUGAUUGUUUGUCUAAGAAAUAUGGAACAGUUUUCAUGGAACCCAGACCAUCUUUGGGUAUUGUUUCCAGAUGUUUGUAUGGUGAUUGCAUCAGAAGUUGCAGUGGACAUUGUAAAACAUGCUUUUAUAACAAAAUUCAAUGACAUCACAGCUGAUGUCUACAGUGAAUACAGAGCCAGCCUUGCCUUUGACCUUGUUAGCAGUCGACAGAAAAAUGCAUACACCGAUUACAGUGACUCCGUUUCUAGGAGAAUGGGUUUUAUUCCUCUCCCGUUGGCUGUUUUACUCAUCAGAGUUGUAACAAGUUCAGUAAAAGUACAGGGAGUCUUGGCUUACCUCUGUGUUGUCCUCUUCUAUUGUGGGUUAAUAUCACUCAAAGUGCUUAACAGCAUUGUGCUGUUGGGAAAGUCAUGCCAGUAUGUCAAAGAAGCAAACAUGGAAGAGAAGUUGUUCAAUCCUCCUCCUGCCAGCACCCAGGGCAGGCCUCCUGGCAAACCACAAAGCAAGUACAGAUUCACUCAAGGAAUUUCUACAGAUGAAAACUUGUCUGCUUCUGUGACAGCUCAACCAGUACACCAGAAGGAAAAUGCAGCCCCACAGCUUGUGACAAGCAACUCUGAUCAAUUCCUGACAACUCCUGAUGGAGAUGAGAAAGAUAUAACGCAGGACAAUUCUGAUUCAAAACACAAAUCUACAAAGAAAGAUUUGUUGGAGAUAGACAGGUUUACAAUUUGCGGAAACAGGAUUGACUAGAUUUUUGUAAAUUUUUGUCUGACAUGCUUAGAAUACUGAGCUAUUCGGACAGCAAGUGCUAUCAAGAUGGACAUAUGCCAAGGAGGCAUAUAAAUAUUUAUUUAAAAACUUAAAUUAUUAAUGGCAAACAUAUUACAGUGAGUAACUUGGCCUGAUAAACUGGACAAGCUUCAGCUCUUUAACUUGGAUGUUUUGGAAAAGGUGGUGAGCUAUGAGAGAGAUCUACAGCUUGGCAGAGCUACAGCAUCGCUUUCCUGGAAAUAACAUGUGAAAUGUAUUUAAAAACAUUUUUUAUCUAUGAAUCCAUGCUUCCAGAACAUACCACUUUUUUUGUCAAAAUUGCUUCAAUAGAAGGAUAACUUUGAAAAUACAUUUGCUUCUUCCACUCACUUUCAUAAGCAACUGCAAAACUAUUUAAAAUUCUUCACCUGCCAAAAACCUUUUUUCAAACUUCCAGUAAAAUAAUCAAGAUAAUUCUUGCCACAAGAAGAUUGCUCAAGAUGUAUUUCAGCUAAUUCAAAUAAAUGAUCCUUAAAGAAUUAUCACAUAAUAGUUUUAUCUAAAUGUUAAGCCAGUAACAAGAAGUUGAUCACAAAAAUGGCAUAAUGGAAUAUAUGCGAUAACUGGGAAAGAACAGGGUUUUUUUCCUUUUCAAUUUGCACUGUAUUUUAAGCAUGAAAAGCUUGAGUUUAUAAAUGUAAAGAUGUAAAAGAUUUGAGGAAGAAGAGUGAAAUCAGGUUGUGGGAUUGCACAUGGCACUUAAAAGAUGUUCUAUUGCAGAUACGAGCUUUGCAUUGAAAUAGACAAAAUUGCAUUUUAUGUGUCAAUCAGCUGAAAGGAGCGUUUCUUUGAUAUGGCUGGAGAAGCUGCACAUGGCCAAAAAUUGAGAGAAAGCCUGAAACAGAUGUUGAAUAUUAAACACACUUUAAGUAGAAUAAUGUUGCAAUUCUGUGUAUGUUAAGACAGAAAAGAAAGCCCUGGAUUUCCCAGCCUGCAGGAGUCAGCAUGGCUGGUUGAAGUGAACCUGAAAGCUUUAGAACUUUUUUGUCUAAAUAUGCAUAGGACUGUAUCCUAAAUGUAGCUUUCUACAAGUUCUUUAUGGUUUGAAAUUCUAAGCAGUUUUAUUAGGGGGGCAUGGGACUUGGGAAACUGUUGAAGAGGGGCUUGAAAUGUGUUAUAAAAGGAAUAAUUGACACGUUUAGCUCAACAUGAUUAGAGAGAAUGCUGCAUUCAGGGUACUCUUCUUUUUCUGCCAACAAUGCUUAAUGAAUGCAAUAUUUAAUGCCUAUUUUAAACGUGAUGUGGGGUCGAGUUUGUUCUGUGCUUAGUCCCCUGAAGUUUCAGAUACUACUACUAUGAUAAAACAAGUGUGCGAUGAUAGCAUCCUCAUGAACGGAAUUCUACAAUAUGCUAAAAAGUGACGAUUUAUAGAUUGAUGUUUUCUGAUCUGAAGGGGCUGUUUUUCACCUUUUACCAGUCUGUUUUCUCAUUUUAGCUUGAAGAAAUGGCCAAAGUUAGAAAUGUUGUAGGAAUGAAAAUGUUAAAAAUAAGCUUGAAAUUAGCAAAAAUGAUUAUUUCAGAUAUGUGUUCAUUUGGACAAAUUUUAUUCAUUAAGAUUUAAUUCAGAAUAUUUGUAAAUUUGUUGUAAUUUAAUUUUUAUUUAAUUGUUGCUCAAAGGAAGCUUGGAAUGAUUUUUCCUGUAAAAUGAUAUUCUGUAUGAAUUUUAUAAGUGCAUCUUGUGUGAUACAAUAAAAAUUCAAUUUUGUAAA